AGUAAGUAGUAAUUUACUCUUGCCCACCCUUCGGGUGUCUUGCUGGACCUGAAGUUAACGUUACCUCGGGCCGAAUCCUCAGGGCAGCGUCCGGACUCGCCAUCACUCUUCGGGCCCCCCAGCUGGGUGUCGCGAGUACGCUCCAGCUGCGUACCGCGGCUGGUACCCUACACCUGCUGGAGUCUUCUUUUACCCCCAGCUGUGAGGCCGAGACUCCCCGAAUCCCGGAAGACUCUGCACACCUGCUGUGGCCUUGCCCCAUCUUCCCGCAGCUGCGGAUCUGAGCGCUCCCAUGCCGAGAGGCCUGCAACCAGGGCAGGCAAAGGGGUUGGAGAACCUCAAUUCUGGGUUUCCUCAUGGCUGCUGCCCCGAUCAACCCUCAGACAGAAAGGCCAGGAUCCAGCCAUACCUCAAUGGACCCCAGGGGCAUCUUGAAGGCAUUUCCCAAGCGGAAGAAAUUUCAUGCAAAUCCAUCACCAAAAGCACUUGCAAAGAUUCCCAAGAAGGAAGACGGUGAAGGAGCAACAGAGUGGCUGAGCUCCCUGCGGGCCCAUGUGGUGCCAACAGGCAUUGGGCGAGCCCGGGCAGAACUCUUUGAGAAGCAGAUUGUCCAACAUGGCGGCCAGAUACACUCUGCCCAGGCGCCAGGGGUCACUCAUAUUGUGGUGGAUGACGACAUGGACUGUGAGCGAGCCCUCCGCCUCCUUAAACUGCCCCGGCUGCCCCUGGGUGCGCAGCUGGUAAAGUCAGCCUGGCUGAGCCUGUGCUUGCAGGAGAGAAGAUUGGUGGACACAGCAGGAUUCAGCAUCUCCACCCCCGACAGGUACCUGGCCCAACCACAGCUCAGUAAGGCAGACCAAGACUCUGCUACUCCUCCUGGAGCCUGUGAGGCUCUUCUCAGGACAGCCCCCUCUCCUCCCCCUACUCCCACUAGACCUGUAUCUCCUCCCUGGAGAACAGAAGGAGCUCCAAGCACCCAAGCCCAGCCCGGCUCUGAUGAGGAAAGCAGUGAUGGGGAAGAGACCCGGGUUAGUGCAGCUGAUCUGGAAGCCCUGAUUAGUGGCCGAUACCCCGCCCCUCCUGAGGGAGAUGGUGAGCCCAGCCCCGCCCCCGAGGGCCUGGAUAAGUGGGUCUGUGCACAGCCUUCAAGCCAGAAGGCAACCAACCACAAUGCCUACAUCACAGAAAAGCUGGAAGUGCUGGCCAAAGCCUACAGUGUUCAGGGAGACAAAUGGAGGGCCCUGGGCUAUGCCAAGGCCAUCAAUGCUCUCAAGAGCUUCCACAAGCCUGUCGCCUCCUACCAGGAGGCCUGCAGGAUCCCUGGGAUUGGGAAACGGAUGGCUGAGAAGAUCGUAGAGAUCCUGGAGAGCGGACAUCUGCGGAAGUUGGACUACAUCAGUGAUAGCGUGCCUGUCUUGGAACUCUUCUCUAAUAUUUGGGGAGCUGGAACCAAGACUGCCCAGAUGUGGUACCAUCAGGGUUUCCGAAGCUUAGAAGACAUCCGCAACAAGGCCUCCCUGACUACCCAGCAGGCCAUAGGCCUGAAGCAUUACGAUGACUUUCUGGAGCGCAUUCCCAGAGAGGAGGCUGCAGAGAUUGAGCAGACAGUCCGGGAAUCGGCUCAGGCCCUCAACCCCGGGCUGCUGUGCGUGGCCUGCGGUUCCUACCGACGGGGGAAGGUGACCUGUGGCGAUGUCGACGUGCUCCUCACUCACCCGGAUGGCCGAUCGCACCAGGGAAUCUUCAGUCGCCUCCUUGACAGCCUUCGGCAGCGAGGCUUCCUGACCGAUGACUUGGUGAGCCAGGAGGACAAUGGCCAGCAGCAGAAGUACCUGGGUGUGUGCCAGCUCCCGGGGCCGGGGCAACGGCACCGGCGACUGGACAUCAUCGUUGUGCCCUACAGCGAGUUUGCCUGUGCCCUGCUCUACUUCACCGGCUCUGCCCACUUCAACCGCUCCAUGCGGGCUCUGGCCAAGACCAAGGGCAUGAGCUUGUCGGAGCACGCCCUCAGCACAGGCGUGGUGCGGGGCACCCGAGGCCUCAAGGUCACGUCUGGCCGAGUGCUUCCCACCCCGACCGAGAAGGAUGUCUUCAGUUUCCUAGGCCUCCCCUACCGAGAGCCAGCCGAGCGGGACUGGUGACCCAUGGCUGGGCAGAGGGGACAUCCAGCCGGGCCGGCGCCCCACCCGGCCAUCCAGGAUGCACCUCUAGCCUCAGCUGGCCGAGCCGCACUGCUUCACCUGCCAGCUCCCUGGGCCUGACGGGAAAGGCCAGCCUGGCUCCCAGGGUCUGCCCAGCUCUCCCCCGACAAGAGCAGGCUGCGCUGCCUCCUACAACACAGCUGCCCCUGGGAGAGUUUCGCACACGGCCCCUUGCCCCACUUUAAGCAGGAGCAGGUGGCUGGUGUGAGGCCAGCUCCCUGCGCGGAAGACGCAGGCAGCCCCCGUCCCUACGCUGAGGAGGGUCUAGCUGCAGGGGUGAGACGGGGGCUGCAGGGGAAGGCAAGCAGCUGUGGCCCGGCAUUACCCAUGACCCUUUGGAGCAGGAGAACAAGC
Molecule: messenger RNA, 2555 nt
Organism: Pteronotus mesoamericanus
Lineage: Eukaryota; Metazoa; Chordata; Mammalia; Chiroptera; Mormoopidae
Gene: POLL
Product: DNA polymerase lambda
Exons: 9
Coding region: 357-2141 (594 amino acids)
Biological process (GO): double-strand break repair via nonhomologous end joining
Cellular component (GO): nucleus
Molecular function (GO): DNA binding; DNA-directed DNA polymerase activity
Source: RefSeq, a predicted model, not a curated record